Messenger RNA from Punctularia strigosozonata HHB-11173 SS5, 1353 nucleotides. RefSeq lists its product as uncharacterized. The record is from RefSeq and is a predicted model, not a curated record. Bases 1 to 1353 code for a protein of 450 amino acids. The transcript has a single exon. NCBI's taxonomy places the organism in Eukaryota, Fungi, Basidiomycota, Agaricomycetes, Corticiales, Punctulariaceae.
AUGUCUACCACGCGGUCCCACAGACGCCUCCGCCGUUCACCUCCUUCGCCUCCGCCUCCGCCUCCGCCUCCGCCUCCAGCCCACAUCUUGGCCCUACCGACAGAAGUACUCGUCGAAUGCAUAGAACAAGUUCCCCUACUCGAUCCAAGUAAUCGUGUACGGCCAUUGAUACUCCUGUCCUCGAUUUGCCGCUUAUGGAGGACGACGUUGCUUUCCGCAAAAUGCUUGUGGCGUCGAUUCGCUUUCACCCUUCCACGCCACGUCCAGCCAGUCCUAUUCGAGCUUAUGAAGCGGGCGUAUCCGGUUCCUAUGGACUUGACGAUCACGGUGUGGAUGCGUUCGUUAUGGGAUGGGACUGAGGAAGAUGUGGCCAAGAUGGAUGCGCUCCCGGCAGGACUCUUCGCGGAUAAAGUCCGUGUGCGUAACCUGCGUUUGCGCGUAUCCAUCGACGACGAUGCAAGUAGAAUCAAAAAGGUCGUGGGCUUGCUUGGAUCAAACGCAUUUUCGGACUUGAAAUCGCUCCACAUCGAGCGGAUCACUCGGAGAUCAGGAACAGAACCAAAGGAUGGGGUCGUCGCAUUGGACGCGUUCUCGACGUUGGCACCGCGCCUUGGUAAUUUAUACGUUUGUCACCUGCUCUGGUCUGGCUGGCCGUGUUCUCCGCUGGUCAAUUUGACCGUACUCGAGCUCGACUGGUCCACUCAAUACCACGGCGCCGAAGAAUGGCGCAAGCUGUCUCUCUGCCAAAACCUCAAGCAGUUGUGUCUACACAUUCGCUGGGAGUGGUCCCCGAUUGAUCACGACUACGCAGAAGUCACCUUCUCUCGGCUCCAGAAGCUGGUCGUCCACUGCACGGGCCGCUCUGCCUCCAGUCAAGUCGGCGCUGAGUUGUUCGAUCUCAUAGCCUGCCCUUCCCUGCGGGUUCUCCAUUUUCAUACCCCCAAUGGCUGUAAUUGGCCGUUUAGGGACGCUAUAUUGGAAUCCGAACGCACAUUCCCUCACGUCAAGAGCUUGCGGAUCGACUGGGAUCAUACCAGUACCGAUUUGUCUCCGUACUUCCCAGCUCUCUACGAGCUGCUUAUUACCCCUAGCUACGGCGACACGAAAUCGGUCAUGAACCGAGUACAAGGGGCACUAAUUGGGGGGUGGCCACGCUGUCGCGUGCUUGACUUGCGAGAGAAUGCCUGCAUCCGCUGCGUCCGGGACGAGCUGACGAAGAAACGAAACGCCGGCAAACCUAAGCUCAAGCUCAUCCUUCCCACUUGGGCCCCGGAAUGGUGCAAGGAACAAGGCUUUUGGCAAUGGCUGUCAGAGAAGGCGCUAGUAACCGUCUCCGGCAUGAAAUAUCUCUGA